ACAGGAAAAAAUGAGGAACAAAAGAAAGACCACUUGUUUGUUUGUGAUGGGAGACCUUUGUUUUCGUUUGGGAAGUUGGAGUUUAAUUAAGCAGAAAGUUACCAACGGAGUGGAAUCAUGUGAUUCUUUCGUGAAGCUGUUUUAGUUUGUUUGCUGGGCAAUCUCAUUGAUUUUGAUGACCAUGACUGUAAACCGUUUCGAUGCACCUUUAGCCCAGCUAGAGGUUGAACUUGAAAAAGCUCGUGUUAAGCGUAGGCUGAUUCGAGAGGCACAUGACAUGCAAGGUUCCGUUGAAGACAUCAAAAACAUGGUGGUCCCACCAGGUAGUUCACUUGAUGGUGCAGCUAGGAAACAUCCAAUUCAAAGGGCACCCUCUCGGUUGUAUAGAACUGUAUUACCCGCUCAAGGUAAUCCUCGAGCUAAAUAUUGCUGUCCCAACACCUGUAUUGGUCCAGAAUUUGUUGUCAAUUCAUCAAGUGCUGUUAAGCAUAUCCGUAUGACUGACAUUAAGCAUUCUUCUCAAAUACGGCGUAUUACUGUGAUCCUUCUUAAUGGCCAGAAAUUAAAAGUCAGUUGUAACAUUAAUUCUAUGACAACUGGGCAACUUUUUGAGGUGGUUGUCAGCAGUGAGGCCAUAGAAGACAAUUUUACUCUUGGUCUGGCAGUUCUUUUGGGAGGAGACUUUGUGUUUCCUCCCUCUGAUUUCCGCCUUAGCAAGGUUUCACCUGCAGGACUUUGGGAUGAGUGCCGACGACCACAUUCAAAUGCAGUCUCAAGUUUACUCGAGCCAUUCGGUGGACAUCCUCCUUUAACCAUGUAUAUGAGAACAAAAUUUUUCCUUCCUAGCUUGCGAGGAAUACGAAGCUGGAAUUUAAAGCAUCAGUUGUACUUGCAACUCAGACGAUGCCUACUCGAGCAACAGUUGCGUAGUCCCAACAGAGGUCAACUAUUAAUUCUCAUGGGAUAUGCCCUUCAGGCUGAAUUUGGUGAUUUUACAGAAAAGGAACAUGGGUGUGGAGAUUAUUUCUUAGUAGAGCAUUACCUUCCUGAUGGUGAUUCUGUUGAAGAGUCCAUUGUGCGCAAAGAGUUGCAGGCAGCACAUCAAGAAAGAAUUGGUCUUGACCCUGGCAGAGCUGAAGAAAUGUUUAUUUCUCUUGCGCAACAAUUUUCGGAGUAUGGCACACACUUUUACUCUGCCACCUCAGCCCAGAAGUCUGGAAGAGAUGCACCAGUGUGGCUUGCUAUCUCUGCAAGUGGAAUAAGUCUACAUGAAUGGCGUGCAGGAGCGGUGCAGCGACCUGUAGCCCAAACUUAUCAUUGGAAAGACAUACGAAAGCUGAGUUACAGUCGACAGCAAUUUUGUCUUCAGCCAUCAAGUGGAAAGAGACUUAAGCUUCGCAUGGACUUUCGAAAGAGUUACUUCACUUUCCGUCUUGCUUCUCUCCAACAUCAGUUCUUCUUGAAAUAUAGAGCAGAACUGAGUUCUCUUCAAUCAGUUGCUACUGAAUUUGGUGUUCCCAUUAGGAAAAGUAAUCUUCCUUAUGUUGAAAGCCGAGAACCUCCAGAUGUUGCAUCCAAAUCAGCAUCAUCUGAUGUUAAAUCAGUUCUUGGAGCUGUGCUCGGUCCAGUAAAAUCACGACAGGUUGUUAACCUGCCCAGUCCACCAAAGUCUUCAUGCCGAUUCAGCCAGUUGGCCUGCAUACUGGGUGCUGCUGUUGCGAAUAAUUCACACAAUCUAGAAGUUAUUCAAAACAAAGAAAAUGAGCUUCCGACUUGGGUACCAAGGGCAGUGCAUCAACGUAGUGGAUCUUAUGAUUCAAUAGGACUGUUACGAGAUACUAGGCAUGAUUUUCGUAGGGUAGCCACCUCUCCAUCUAGCACGCAUGCGUCUGUUUCACCAGCAUCAACAAUUUCAAGGACGUCUGUUCAAACAUGUUUUGGGAUGAUAGGAGGUGAAAAUCGUACUCCAAGUUUCCCUCGUCGCUCAGGGGUAAGGAUGGGUACCAGAGCAUUUUCUCUGGGGAGCAGUUGCCAAACUCUUGCAGGAGCCACAGAACAUUACCGCACUACUAGUGUGGGUGGUACCCCAUGUGGAACUCGAACACCCUCAGAAUGCUCUGCUCCGUCAUCGCCCUAUGCUGAAGCCUAUGUAAUAAAUUCAAGCAUCAAAUCAGUUGAUGAACAUUUUCAAAUGGAUUCUCAUGAAUCUAUAAGUGAAUCCCUUGCAGAAAAGAUGGGAAACGUUUCCUUUGAGGAAGAGAGAAUCCUUCGCACAAUAAGAUUACAGAGAGAUAGAUUAGGUAGUUUCGGUAUUGAAAUUACCGAGGGGGAAGAUGGUGGAGUGUACAUUCAAUCUGUUCAAAGAGGUGGAGCAGCAGCAAAGCUGGGAACUAUUCACAGAGGUGACAGACUCAUUGCUGUUGAUGGGCAUUGUCUGCUGAAUCGACGAUAUGAAGAGGCUCUUCGUCUGAUGCGUGCAAGUGGAGAGGAAGUAGAAUUAGUUCUAUCACAGGCUACUCAAUUGACAAGUGAGGAAGACUUGAACCAACCAUCCACCUCUUAUCAAAAUGGAUUGAUGAGACUUGCCGAAUGCAACAUCAAGAACACCCCUGUUGAGGAGACAUAUCUUAGAGAUAUUCGGUAUCGCACUGAAGAUUGUCCAACCCCACAGCACAUUAUGAUGCCAAAAUCUCUGCCUCAACCUCAAGCCCAAGCAACAGGGAUCGCUAUUGCUGCCCCAUCAAAGUGGACUGCACAUAAGAAGUACCCAGCACCUAAACCACCUCACAUGAGGAAUGCAUGCUUCAUUGCCCCAGUACCAGAAGAUUGUAUGGAUAUGCUUGAUAUCACCAUCUGAACAUUCAACCUAGAUUGUUAUUUAUUUUAGAAUCUGAUGCAUGAGCUGAGAGAUGAAGACUGAUGUGUAUGCACAAUAUGUACAAUAUAUCCGUCUUGUAUCUUGUAGUAAUCUUAUCAAGUAAUUCAAACAUGUUUGAAUAUUUCCACCUUUUGUUCUACAGAGUUAUGAGUGUCCAAACUUGUUAUAGUUUUGUGGUAUCCCACUGCCUGGUUCUCUUAGGACAGCAGAUAUCUGAAGAACGCAGUAUUCCAUUAUAAGUUACCAUUUGUAUUCGUCCAAUCAAUUUUCCUCCUAUAAUAAUUAAGUGCUUUUACACCAGUGUUGUUUUGUGCUUUCCACAACUAUCUUUCUGUAGGGAGAAAAACAAUGUUAAAUGUAUAUUUAUCCUACAAAAGCAAUUGUAACAACCGUACUCUCUCGUGUUAUUGAACACUUAUCUGUUGUGUAAGCAUUUUAUUAGUCAACUCUAGCGUCUUUAGUGUAUCUGGAAUGUUGUUAUUUUCCAAUCCUUGGUACAAAACACAGAGUAAAAUUUUAUAUUACUACUCUGUUAUUUGUAUCUUGUAAUGGAAAAAAAAUGGAAGUUAUAUUCUGGCUACUUGCUCUACCAGUUUGAAGUGUGAUAUAAUUUUUUGACUUUGUAAAGCAAAGACAUAUUUUUAUAAAUUGACAUAGUACUUAAAGUGUGUAACAGAUCUGAUCUGCGUGUUCUGUUUGCAUUAGAAAUUAUUUAAAUUAUAGGCAUAUUAGACAAACCCUUUUUCAUUGAUCUGGACCAUAUUUAUCUUUUAUGCCAAUAAUUAUUAUAGCAAUUCAUUUUCAAGACUACCCUACCUUAGUAAUAGUACGGUCGCACUGACUGACAAUGAAUGCAGAGCAACAGUCUUGUUUUCUAAUGUUGGAAUUUUAUCUGUCCUCUCUCUUUUCUCAUGAUCUCCUGCUUCUGAGGAUGCAGAUUUGUUGUUCCUAUUUUCCUAAGCUUUUAUGUAUGUUUUUAUACAUAAGUUUAUGCCAAUGUAUAGCUUCUGUUAAAUAGUGUUGUCUUGUACUUCUGACCCUUUUUUUAAAUUUUAUAAUAUUGUGUUUAUCAUUUGAGUUUUUGUACCAUUUUUGUCUCAAAUAUAAAAGUUAAUUGUGCUAGAA
Messenger RNA from Thrips palmi, 4003 nucleotides. RefSeq names its product tyrosine-protein phosphatase non-receptor type 13-like. The record is from RefSeq and is a predicted model, not a curated record. Gene Ontology annotation, cellular component: cytoskeleton. The transcript has 16 exons. The coding region runs from base 176 to 2857 and encodes 893 amino acids. NCBI's taxonomy places the organism in Eukaryota, Metazoa, Arthropoda, Insecta, Thysanoptera, Thripidae. Gene Ontology annotation, molecular function: protein binding.